Molecule: messenger RNA, 2441 nt
Organism: Molossus molossus (Pallas's mastiff bat)
Lineage: Eukaryota; Metazoa; Chordata; Mammalia; Chiroptera; Molossidae
Gene: NEDD1
Product: NEDD1 gamma-tubulin ring complex targeting factor
Exons: 15
Coding region: 61-2052 (663 amino acids)
Biological process (GO): microtubule nucleation; mitotic cell cycle
Cellular component (GO): centriole; pericentriolar material; spindle pole
Molecular function (GO): gamma-tubulin binding
Source: RefSeq, a predicted model, not a curated record
CCCAGCGCCGGAGCGGGCUGUGCCGUGGCCCUCUGUGUGCCGGGGCCGAGAGGUGCAGUCAUGCAGGAAAACCACAGAUUUGCUUCAUCGGGAGAUGAUAUUAAAAUAUGGGAUGCUUCAUCCAUGACAUUGGUGGAUAAAUUCAACCCACAUACAUCACCACAUGGAAUCAGCUCAAUGUGUUGGAGCAGCAAUAAUAACUUUCUAGUUUCAGCAUCUUCCAGUGGCGACAAAAUUGUUGUUUCAAGUUGCAAAUGUAAACCUGUUCCACUUUUAGAACUUGGUGAAGGGCAAAAGCAGACAUGUGUCAGUUUAAAUUCCUCAUCUAUGUAUUUGGUAAGCGGAGGCCUGAAUAACACUGUUAAUAUUUGGGAUUUAAAAUCAAAAAGAGUUCAUCGAUCUCUUAAGGAUCAUAAAGAUGAAGUAACUUGUGUAACAUAUAAUUGGAAUGAUUGCUACGUUGCUUCUGGAUCUCUCAGUGGUGAAAUUAUUUUGCACAGUGUAACCACUAAUUUAUCUGGUACUCCUUUUGGUCAUGGUAGUAAGCAGCCUGUUCGGCACUUGAAGUACUCCUUAUUUAAGAAAACGCUGCUGGGCAGUGUUUCGGAUAACGGAAUAGUAACUCUCUGGGAUGUGAAUGGUCAGAGUCCGUACCAUAACUUUGACAAUACGCAUAAAGCUCCAGCUUCAGGCAUCUGUUUUUCUCCCGUCAAUGAAUUGCUAUUUGUAACCAUAGGCUUGGAUAAAAGAACCAUUCUGUAUGACACAUCAAGUAAGAAGCUAGUGAAAACUUUAGUAGCUGAUGCUCCUCUGACUGCAGUAGAUUUCAUGCCUGAUGGAGCCACUUUGGCUAUUGGAUCCUCCCGUGGGAAAAUAUAUCAGUAUGAUUUAAGGAUGUUGAAAUCACCAGUUAAAACCAUCAACGCUCACAAGACAUCUGUGCGAUGUAUAGUAUUUCAGUAUUCCACUGCUCUUUCCAAGUCAGGUUUAAGUAAAGACUCAAGUAAGCCAUCAGCUGGGAACAAGCGAACCGCUCCGGCUUGCGCUGCCGGUGGAGGGGCUCCGAGCUCCGGAGUUGUCCGAGAGGCUUCGCUGGCCGCCGGUCCACCCCGGCCCGCCGGUCCACCCCAGCCCGCCGGUCCACCCCAGCCCGCGGCGAAGGGCGCGGCUGCUGCUGCAGACAGAGCCGGUUUGCCUCGAAGUGUCAACACAGAUACUUUAUCUAAGGAAACAGACAGUGGAAAAAAUCAGGAUUUCUCCAGUUUUGAUGAUACUAGAACAAGUAGUUUAGGUGACAUGUUCUCACCUAUCAGAGAUGAUGUCAUGGUUAACAAGGGAGGUGAUGAGUCUGUAGGCAAAGGAGAUGGCCUUGACUUCUUAACACAACUGAACUCAGUGUUUCCUCCAAGAAAAGGCCCAGGAGCUUCAGGAGCUUCAGUAUUGCAUUCUAGUCCUUUUCAUGUCCUUCUGGGCUCUCCAGGAAAAGAAGAAAACGAACAGCAUGAUCCGACGGCUGACCCUAAGAAAACGUAUCUGGGGAAACAGGAACCUAAAGAUUCCCUCAAACAGUUUGCAAAGUUGAUCUCCGGUGCUGAAACUGGAAAUCUAAAUACCUCUCCAUCAUCUAACCAAACAAGAAGUCCUGAGAAAUUUGAGAAACCAGAAAAAGAAAAUGAAACCCAGUUACUAUAUGAACCCACAGUCAAUGGAUCCUCAACUCCAAGUCCAAAAUUAGCAUCCUCUGUAACUGCUGGAGUUGCCAGUUCACUAUCCGAAAAAAUAGCUGAUACUGUUGGAAAUCAUAGGCCAAAUGCACCAUUGACGUCCGUUCAAAUCCGUUUUAUUCAGAACAUGAUACAGGAAACAUUGGAUGAUUUCAGAGAAGCAUGUCAUAGGGAUAUUGUGAAUUUGCAAGUGGAGAUGAUUAAACAGUUUCAUAUGCAGUUGAAUGAAAUGCACUCUUUGUUGGAAAGAUACUCUGUGAAUGAAGGUUUAGUGGCUGAAAUUGAAAGACUACGAGAAGAAAACAAAAGACUACGGGCCCACUUUUGAAAUUACAGUCAAUACCUUAAUGUUUUGUAAUUUGGGAAGUUAUUGGCAACACAGAGCUACAUGGAAUCAGUGUUGUUUUCAUGGUCUCUGGGAAAAUUUUUCAAGUAAAAGGGUGAUGGGAUUUUAUACCAACCACUAUUUCAUUUUCUCUGGCUGUCAAAAAUAUUUAUAUUUUUAUACUGAAAGCUGUACAAUAUAUCAUCUACCUAAUAGGAAAGUCAAUAGGAUCUUUAUUUUUCUGAAGGCUUUAGCUAGACACUAAGUGCCCUUUUUCAUAAGAAAAUUGUGCAAAAAAUAUGGAUGUUUUUAAAUCACCUUUUAAACAUAUUUUUCAUUGACAGUUGCCUUCCAAAUUUUUUUGGAUAUUUGAAGAUUAAAGAGUUUGAUAU